Molecule: messenger RNA, 443 nt
Organism: Branchiostoma belcheri (Belcher's lancelet)
Lineage: Eukaryota; Metazoa; Chordata; Leptocardii; Amphioxiformes; Branchiostomatidae
Exons: 4
Coding region: 84-353 (89 amino acids)
Source: RefSeq, a predicted model, not a curated record
CCUUUUCACUCAUUCCUCCAGCCGUGAUCUCUGAGUGACCUCGUUCUGUGAUCUACCGCCCAGGACUUCUCCGAAGCUCCGCCAUGAAGCUGUUUGUCUGCCUGCUGCUGGUGACGAUCGUUGUCAUGGCAACCCUGAUUGACGACUCCGAGGGAUGGAGGCGCCGGCGCAGGCGCAGAAGAUCCGGACUCCAGGCCGAUACAGAUGCUGAGUUGAGGGAGGUUAUGGAAGAGGCGAGGGCGCUCCUGGAGGAACUGAAUGAACAGCCCGAACAGCGGGAUACACGGGAAAUGAAGGACAUGGACAUGGAUGAAAUUCUUGCAGAUCAAGAAGAUAACAGAAGAAGACGGUAGCGCUCAGUGACCUAACGGACGACCCGGACAGCAUAACUUGUUAAUGGCGUCAUUGGACGAUUAGUCGUCUCUUUUUAAAUUCAUUGAAUU